Mercenaria mercenaria is the source of this 6755-nucleotide messenger RNA. RefSeq names its product CDGSH iron-sulfur domain-containing protein 2-like. The transcript is spliced from 3 exons. Lineage: Eukaryota; Metazoa; Mollusca; Bivalvia; Venerida; Veneridae. The coding region runs from base 83 to 493 and encodes 136 amino acids. The record is from RefSeq and is a predicted model, not a curated record. Gene Ontology annotation, molecular function: 2 iron, 2 sulfur cluster binding. Gene Ontology annotation, cellular component: mitochondrial outer membrane; intracellular membrane-bounded organelle. Gene Ontology annotation, biological process: regulation of autophagy.
UGCUUUGUUGACCACUUUAAUCGCCUCUGUGAUAAAAAAAUAUUUUGCUACCUCAGUUGACACUGAGCAAGUUUAUUUAGCUAUGGAAGUGCUAUCAACGUUGAUUAGAUCUACAAUUCCCAAUUAUCUGAAAAAUCUACAAGUUCCUUCAAGUAUUAUGGGAUUUGCAAGGCUGUCAGGAUCAGAAUGGUUGCAGUUACUCCCCUUUGUGGGCAUGUUGUCACUUCUAUCAUAUGUUACAUAUCAAGCAUUCCGUUCCAAGCCAGCACCCAAGGAUUCCUGUGUUAAUCUAAAAAUUCAAAAAGAAAGUUCAAAGGUCGUAAAUAUGGUUGAUAUAGAAGAACUGGGUGAUAAAGUGUCAUAUUGUAGAUGCUGGCGAUCUAAAAAGUUUCCAAUUUGUGAUGGAAGCCAUAACAAACAUAAUGAAGAAACUGGGGAUAAUGUUGGACCAUUGGUGCUGAAAAGAAAAGAACCAUUAGCAGCUGCAAAAUAGUGUGAUGAAAACAACUUCAUUAAAGGAACAGAGACCCUGAAAAAUGACCUUUUUAUUGCUAAAGGAAAACUGACAUUUUUGUUGAUUAAGGACCAUACUAUGGAUCAAAUUCUUACUUUUUAAGUUUUUUAAGUGUUUGAAGGUUAAAUGAUUUUUCUGAGAAAAUAUUUGAGCUGCUGUUUAUGAAGAGGUCUUAAAAUAUUUUUUUUAUAUUGGUUACAAUUUGAAAAUCUGGAAUCAAGAUUUGGAAAUUUGUCACUCAGGUUAUGAUUUUAAGGUAAUGCACCCAUAAUGAAAAUCAGGCAGUCUCUUAAAUUUUAAUUACACUUUGUGUGUUUGUGUUUCUGGCAUUCUCUGGCUUUGCUACAUUAACAGCUAAACACAGCCAAAAAUAUUAUAGAUCUACAAGAAUGCAUAAUUGCUGCAUGUCAUUAUUGCUCCAUUACCUUAAAAUCAUUAUACUGACAAAACUUUGUGCUAAUGGUGUGCAUUUUACCAUGAAAGUGAAUUUUCUCACAUAGACUUGUAUGCAUUUUACAGUAUGAAAAUACAUCAUAUACGCCAUUCCAUAGAAAUUUAAUAGCAACAUCAGUUAUAUAGACUUUAUAUUUGUGCUGUUUUGUAGUACUCAGUCUGUAUUAGGCAUUGACAGUAUAUAAUGUUGAGAAUUAAAUCACAGAAUACUUGAAGGAUGUACAAAACUUGACUGAGUUCUUUUUUUUUUUUUUACAUUAUUUUAACAUUAUUGUGAAGAGACUGCCAGAAAUUUCCAAACAUGCAAUUUUGACGACAAAAUCUUAUGAAAUUGAAUCACAAUGAUAGGAAAAUAUAUUUAAUAUUUUUUGACAACAUAGUUAUUAAAAAAAUUGUAGGGUUUAUAGAAAUAUGAGCAUUUCAUCAUGUAAAUCUAUUUAGGUGGAAUUACUUCAUGAACUUAUAUGAGCCGUGCCAUGGGAAAACCAACAUAGUGCAUUUGCAACCAGCAUGGAUCCAGACCAGCCUGCGCAGACGCGCAGUCUGGUCAGGAUCCGUGCUGUUCGCUAACAGUUUUUAGCUCGACUAAUCAAAGAAUAAUCUAGCUAUUCUUCUCACCCUGGCGUCGGCGUCAGCAUCGGCGUCACACCUUGGUUAAGUUUUUGCAUGCAAGUACAUACAGCUAUCAUUUAAAGGCAUAUAGCUUUGAAAAUUAUUUAUUCUUUUUCUAGGUCAAUUACCAACCUCACUGGGUCAAGUUCCAUAACUCUAACAUGUAUUUUGAGCAAAUUAUGCCCCCUUUUGGACUUAGAAAAUUCUGGUUAAAGUUUUACAUGCAAGUUCGAAAUUGGGUCAACUGCGGUCCAAAACUAGGUCAGUAGGUCUAAAAAUAGAAAAUUCUUGUGACCUCCCUAGAGGCCAUAUUUUUCAUGGGAUCUUCAUGAAAAUUGGUCAGAAUGUUUACCUUGAUGAUAUCUAGGUCAAGUUUGAAACUGGGUCACGUGCGGUCCAAAACUAGGUCAUCAGGUCAAAUAAUAGAAAAACCUUGUGACCUCUCUGGAGGUCAUAUUUUUCAUGGGAUCUGUAUGAAAAUUGGUCAGAAUGUUCAUCUUUAUGAUAUGUGGGUCAAGUUUGAAACUGGGUCACAGGCGGUCAAAAACUAGGUCUGUAAGUCAAAUAAUAGAAAAAUUUUGUGACCUCUGUAGAGGCCAUAUUUUUCAUGGGAUCUGCAUGAAAAUUGGUCAGAAUGUUCAUCUUAAUGAUAUCUAGGUCAAGUUUGAAACUGGAUCACAUGCGGUCAAAAAUAAGGUCAGUAGGUCAAAUAAUAGAAAAAACCUUGUGACCACUUUAGAGGCCAUAGUUUUCAUGGGAUCUGUAUGAAAGUUGGUCUGAAUGUUCAUCUUGAUGAUAUCUAGGUCAAGUUUGAAACCGGGUCAACUGCGGUCAAAAACUAGGUCACUAGGUCUCAACAUAGAAAGACCUUUUGACCUCUAGAGGCCAUAUUUUUCAAUGGAUCUUCAUGAAAAUUGGUGAGAAUGUUCACCUUUAUGAUAUCUAGGUCAAGUUUGAAACUGGGUCACAUGCGAUCAAAACUAGGUCAGUAUGUCUAAAAAUAGAAAAACCUUGUGACCUCUCUGGAGGCCAUAUUUUUCAUGAGAUCUUCAUGAAAAUUGGUGAGAAUGUUCACCUUGAUGAUAUGUAGGUCAAGUACAAAACUGGGUCACAUGCCUUCAAAAACUAGGUUAUUAUAUCAAAUAAUAAAAAAAAACUUGUGACCUCUCUAGAGGCCAUAUUUUUCAAUGGAUCUUCAUGAAAAUUGGUCAGAAUUUUUUAUCUUGAUGAUAUCUAGGUCAGGUUCAGAAGUAGGUCACAUGAGCUCAAAUAAUAGAAAAAACGACGUCAUACUCAGUUCAUGUGGGGGCAGGUGAGCGAUUCAGGACCGUCAUGGUCCUCUUGUUAUACACCAACACUGUUAUGAAUUUUUUGGAAGAUUUUUUUUUUGCAUUUAUAUCAGUGUAUAUGGUUAGAAACACAUGUGCAGUUUUCACUAACACUGCGUUACCAUUUGGUGGAUAGCCAGUUGGACACUUGCUCCUCGUAAAUGGAAAUAUUUUUAUUGUAUUUCAAUAAAGCCACUUGCAGCAAAAAUGAAAUAUUCUUCCCUUUUAUAAUUAUGAUGUACAUUUUAAUGCUGUAAAAUAUGGAUUACACAAGGUUGCAAGGAGGCACAUAGAGUGUUCGAGUUACCGAGAAUUUUGAGUGAUCAGUACGUAGAAAAUAUGAGGACAGCCGAGGACCAUAUGUAUUGCUUGAGUAAGCCCUGCUGCUGGAACCAUUGAUGCUCAAAAAGCAUUCUAUUGUUGUAUGUAUAUACAUGUACGCAGAUAUUUUCAGAAAAAAAGUCAAAACCAUCAUCAUUAUCAUCUCAAUGUUACUGUGUUGCAGCACAUUGUUUUACAUUAUUUUUCACAUUUGAUGUCACUGAAGUGAAAUAAAGUCAUUACAUAAUUUUGGUAAUGCUCUAGUGUAUUAAUAGAUACAGAAUUAGUUUAAAGUGUAGAAAAUGCUGAUAGACUUAAAUUGACAUUUGUGUCAUUUCCUCUAUAUAUUUCAUGGCAUAAUGUUAACAUAAAGUUCCAUCUGUUGUAAUGCUCAUCAUUUUUCUUAAAAGAGCAUGCCACUAAAUAUAUGUCAAUUUUAUGCUUUCCAUCAAAGAAGAGUGGCUAUAUUAUUUGAUUAUGUUUGGCUGGGCCUUUUGUAAACAAUUUUGUUUCCAAUCAGUAAAGAGGUAAUGCUUUGGCUCUGCUUUUGCUAAACUUCAGUAGGUCAAAGGUCAAGAUUACAGUCAUCAUAUUAGACUGAAAAUUGUUUACAAUCAGUAAAUGGAGUGUAACUUAUGCCUUCAGCAGUCAAAGUUUAACAAAACUAGCCUUGAGAUGGGAAUUGGGUUUUCUAAAAAAUGCUUUUAGAAUUGUAGUAUGUAGGAAAGGGAUUUUUUGUAGUUUGUAUUCAUAGCUUUUAUUUUAGUGAACAUUGCACCAUUUUGAAAAAUGGUGGGUGACAAUGCCAUAUUUUAUAUUGUAGUCACCAGAAAACGUUGUGUCACAGGAAAAUUUACAUUUCCUUAUAAUUCAUUUUUGUCAAGUUUAUCUCCUGACCAGAUCAGUUAUUUCAUUCUGUACUCUAAACAGAAAGACAGACAUAUGCCAAACUAGUCUGAUUAUUCAUGCCAAACUAGUCUGAUUAUUCAUUCAAACAGGGUCAGAGUGUUAAAGAGGCUUGCAUACUGAUUUAUGUCAGAGAAUUAAAGGGGCUUGCAAACUUACUUACGUCAGUUUUUAUGAAAUGGAGACAAAAGUUUAUUGUAGAUAAGAUUAAAAAAGAUGUGUUCCAGGUUGUAAAACACACUUGUGAAUCUGUUGUAAGAUAUAAGACAUAGAUAUACUCCUUAGAUAAAAGACAAGCUACAUGCAUGCAUUGGGAUUAAAAAUUAUGAUGUCAUAAACUGCCUGCAUGAUUUCAUAAUUAAAAAUAUCUUUGAAAAUGUUGAAAUUGUAUGCAAGGAAAAGACAAGUUACAUGGUGUAUCAUGUGCAGUGGAAGGCAAAAAAAAUAUUUUAAAUACCUGCCUGUGUCAAACAGAUGUUUUUCCAGUCUUUGAGAAAGCGCGGAUAAGAAACCUAGCUAGUGCUUAGUUUCUUAUUUUUCACUGUUUCUUGAGUCUGGUAAACCCUGUCCUACUCAUGGAGGCAUGUAAGAUUCUUACAGUCGUUACCUAGGCAGGCAUGUAAGAACAUUAUAGUCAUAAGAAUGCUCCAAAAUAUGCUAUAUGUAGUGUUAGUUUUGCAUUAUGUUUACAGAAUUGAUAUUCUUGUUUAUAAAUAUGCAUGUAAAAUGAUUUUUAUAAGUCAUUCAGAAUUAUGAAAACAUUACCAGUAAUGUGUGUUAUAUUCAAAAUUAGCAGUACAAUGGAGUUCUUUUAUUAUCCAAAAUCCUGGAUGUUAGCUCUUUGGACCGAUGGAAUGAUGUUAUAUUGUAAAUCAUUGCAUUUUGUUGGCAUAAAAUUUGGUGGUUUUGGUCAAAACGUGUAUUUUGUUGGGAUAUGAAUUUAUGCAUUUCAACUUUUGAAGAAAAUGAAAAAUUGGAAUUUUAUUUCUUUGUUGAAAUUUUAAUUUUGUGGAUUGACAAAACCAAAUGCUUUCACAGUAUAUUAUAUAUGAAUUUUGAUAAAUAUAUUUUUAACAUGUAGCUCUGAAAAACUUACCAGGAAAUACUUGAAUACUCAUAAAAUGCUUUUUCCUUGCCUAUAACAACAAAUACAGCUGAAUAGCAUUUACAUGUAUAUACUGGUUGUAAUCAUAUGAGCCGCGCCAUGAGAAAACCAACAUAGUGCGUUUCCGACCAGAAUGGAUCCAGACCAGCCUGCGCAUCCACACAGUCUGGUCAGGAUCCAUGCUGUUCGCUAAUGGUUUCUCUAAUUGCAAUAAGCUUUGAAAGCGAACAGCAUGGAUCCUGACCAGACUGCGCGGAGGGGCAGGCUGGUCUCAAUCCAUGCUGGCCGCAAAGCACUAUGUUGGUUUUCUCAUGACGCGGCUCAUAGUAUUUUUAAGACGUUUUAUUAGACAAUAUUUUUCACUUUUAUAAAAAAAUACAAUGUUCUUGAUGCAAAAUCAUAUACUAAAUGAUAAGCAUAUAUAUUCAUCUUCUUCAUACCCCUGAUACAAAGUGUAUGGGGGCUAUAUCUGAGUUGUGUGCAUCUGUAUGUUAGUCUGUCUGUAACUCAUUUCAGAGGCAUUUCUCUGAAAAUGUUUAAUGGAUUUACAAAUAACUACACAUAUAUGUUCACCAUCAAUACAAGUACAAUCCGGGUUACUAGAAUCAGGGUCAAGUUCAUACUGAGGUUAUAGGUCAGAUAAAUUUAGCUCCAUUUCUUCUAAAUCGCCAUGAUUUUCAUACAAUUAGCAUCAGUUGCUUAGGUUAUAAUUGACCUGCAGAGCAUUUACCAUCACUAUAUCAAAACUGUGUCAGUGGGUAUUAAUCACUUUCAGUACAAGUUAUAAUUUCUUGCCUACCUAAUGGGGAAAGACAAGGAUUUGCCAGUAGUAGAUCACAUUACCUUUAUCGAAGGGAAAAGACCAGUUGCAAGCACAUACUGUGAUGUUGUAGUUAUGACAUUAUAAACUGUGUGAGUGAUUCUAUAGGUUAACAUAUUUUUUAAAAGUUUUCUAUUGGUAGGCCAGAAAAAUACAGGCUAGCACUCCAUUUCUCAUUCCCCAAAGUCCCUGGGUUAGGGAAAAGCCUGUUCUACACAGGCAGGCAUGGAAGAUCCUUGUAUCCUUACGUGGGAAUGAACAGUGGAUAAAAUAGAUAAAAUUAUCAUUACAUUCUACAUCGUCUAGAAGCAGGAUCUACAUUUUUGAAAACUUCCUUCGAGAAUUUGCGAAAUAAGAAAUUACAAAUUGCAUAAUGAACGUAAAAUAUGAAUUAGUUGAAGGAUCUUUUUCUUCAAUAUGGCCCCUUUAACUUGAUUUCAUUGACUAACUUUUCAAUUGUCUUAAAAUGAAUAUACAUGCAGAAUACAAAAUCAUAUCUUGGCAGAAAAUAUGUCAAAAAAUAAUUCUCAUUGUUUAGGACUUUAUGUAGUCUGCCAAACCUUGCAUAAAAUACUUACAAAUUGCAGAUGAUGCAUUUAACAUAUAUGUAUCACUUUCUUUUAUAGGAACAACAAAUUGUAUUGUGAUAUUAUAUGAUAAUAGUAUAUCACACGAUAAUAAAAUGAGAAAGCACCA